This is a messenger RNA of Haplochromis burtoni (Burton's mouthbrooder), 2763 nucleotides long. RefSeq names its product COMM domain containing 10 (gene commd10). Bases 333 to 851 code for a protein of 172 amino acids. The transcript has 6 exons. The record is from RefSeq and is a predicted model, not a curated record. NCBI's taxonomy places the organism in Eukaryota, Metazoa, Chordata, Actinopteri, Cichliformes, Cichlidae.
CGUAGUGACUAGAGAUUCACUGUGCGCAGUUUUUACGCAAAACAAAAUCUCACAGAAACUUUAUUUUGCAGAAAGUAACAUGAUGACAAAUGUCAGCAGUAAGUUUUCGUUUUUUUUUUAAUGCAAGUAAAUGAUUUCCCUCCAUCCAGCAGGCUAACAGCAGCCAGCGCGGAUCCACUCUCUGCCGUGACUGCGCAUCUCCGCGCAGCUUUGACGGUCACAUGACUUGUCUUGUGACAACAGGAAGCCGGAAUGUCAACAGUGUGAGGAUGCUGCUGUGGCUUUGACGCUUUUCAAUUCUUCAAUCACUAUUUUUAAGGACGCAGACUACAAUGACUUCCAUUAUAAAAGAAACACAAAGCAUAAAAGAAGCAGUGACUUUCAUCAAUGCAAUUGAUGUGAACAAGUUCUCCAGACUGAUCUCCCGCAUCAUACAGAAGCUUCAUCUGAAGGGAGAGCGGACGUUCAGUGAGGAAGAGGAGGAAAAACUCCAGGCUGCUCUCUCAUUGGAUAAAAAUGCUCUCAACCUAGUCUUGGAAACUUCUGCCUUUAUAUUAGAGCAAGCAGUGUAUCAUAAUGUAAAGCCAGCCUCUUUGCAACAACAGCUGGAGAUGGUCCAUCUAACCCCAGAGAAGGCUGAGGUGUUCUCUCAGACCUGGGCAACUACUGGACCCGAACUGGUGGAGAAACUGAAAUGUAAUUUAUUUGCCCCGAAGAAGCUGGAGUAUGUUGGCUGGCAGUUGAACCUGCAGAUGGCUCAGUCCAGCCAUGCCAGACUGAAGUCUCCCAGUGCCGUCCUCCAGCUGGGGCUCCAGGGUGAAGACUCUGAGGCUUUGCAGAAGAGGUAUUAAUUUAUUUAAAUCCACUUACACAAUUUCCCUUGUGGGAGGAGAUAGCUGGGGGGCUAAAACAAGGCUGGUUAAAAGUGUAAAGGGAUCAACUUCACUGAACAUCAUUGAGGUGCACGUUCACCGUUGACCUACAGGGGGCACUGUUGCCUCACAGUUUGGUAAGCAGCCCUCAGGGGCAGUGAAGUGUCUGAGAUGGAUAAGAUUCCUCGUUUAAGUUUGUAUUAAGGUACUUUGAGCGUGCACUUUUCUUUUAAAUUUCCAUUGGUGCUUUCUGAUUAGAGUUUCUUGACAGUAAGUUUGUUUGCUUCCAAACUCUGAGAAUCUCUCAGUAAAACUUUUGAGAUGUCAAAACACUGCAAUGACAGAGAAGUAAAUUAGUUGUGAAUAGAAAUGAAAUUCUGCUGCAAGUGUCAUACUAAUUACAGCACAGAUUUAUAGCACCGUCACUGCUGGCUGUCUAAUGGCGAGGGGAAGGGAAAACAGCAAAUGGAAGAAAGCAGAGAAUUAAGAGGUGACAAGGACAGAAAUAUUGAAAUAUAAAGGUGAGAGAGGGAGUGAAAACAAGUAAAACAAUUAAAGAGGAUAGAAAUACUGAAGAAAAUUGGGAUCAAGAACAGAAAGCAAAAGAUGUGUAAGGGGAUGGCAACAGUGGCACUUUGUGUUUUAUUGAUUGCUUGGAACCUAAGUGGAGAGUAAGACUCUCUCAUCCGACUGGCCUCCUACUUCAUUAGCACUCUUCCUGAGGAGGAGGACUGCCAGGGGGCUUCACAUCUCAUUCUCCAAACUAUAUGUGACGUACAGUGUAUCUGCAGUAGAGUGGAUAAGAUGUUAGAUGGCAUACUUGAAAUUAAAAGUGAGUGGAGUGGAUUUUUAUAUUUGUUUCUGUGUUUUAUUGAAGUAUAUAAUAUCAGGGGAAGAUCUUCAUAACACCCUCUGUCUCUAAAGUGUGUGGACCAACACGGAAUUUAUGGAUUAUAGUUUCUGUUUCAAUAAUUGUGUGACCUCACCCAUGUGAGAUGAUAUUUUCCUCAUAACUGAAUUUGUAUCGGGUUUGGUGAAAAGUUGCUGUUUCAGAUAUGAAAACCAAGGAAGCACUGCAGUACAUCGGCACAAGGCAUAAAUGUCUUCUCAUGCACUCCUUAAUAUUUCAGGAGUGAGAGCUCUAGUUUACCCUCAUAAGGACUGGUGAGAUUGGCCUCGUUCAGUGAAGGUAUGACGCAAGACCUGUUGCAUUGUUAUCCCAGUGGGUAGGGGGCUGAGACAGAAAAAUGACUUGAUUGAUCUGCUGUCAAAAGGAAAGAAAAGUUUGGGGGAAAACUUGAUGUGAGCAGAUGAUGGAAGGGAGAAGAUCAGGAUGCAGCAGAAGGUGAUAGCAAGGACAAACAAUAGAGAAAAGACUACAAAGAAAACUCGAGAACGGCAACUGAAAGAUGAGAGUGAGAAUUUGCUGAAAUUUUUUAUGCAGUUUGCAUUAGGCUAUGUGAAGUCCUCUUAAUAGUCGUGUGUAUGGCAUGCGACUUUACGACAGGAAGUGUUUCUGAGCUUCUGAGAAACAGGAAUGUCUGCUUUUAUCUGUAUUUGAGAAGGUUUUUGUUGGCAUGCUAGCUAGACUGCAGAUAACCCGAUUAAACAUUUCCAGCUGCAUAGACCUUGAGGUAUAAAUGCAUAGUUUUUUCCAUUUUAUGUCAGAGGUGUGUUGUUUGUGAGACUUUUGCCUUUAGAGAAAUAAUGAUGUGUAAAACAGAUACUGGCUUUCUACCCAGCAUCUGCUGUAUGCAUACUGGACUGCUUGAGUUUGUAGCACCACAUGGACAUCUCCCUUUCAUUCUCCAAGUUACUGACUUUAUCCUUCGGUGCAAAACUUUUUGAAAAUCUUCAAAUAUGCCGGUAGGUUAUGAAUGAAAGAAAUUGA